AUGUUGAGAGAGAUGAUAUCAAUACGUAGGAAUCAAAACAACAAGAAAUUCAGACCAAACAGACUAAAAACUGAAGAAGAACGGAAAGAAUAUGAAGAUAGCAUUACCAAAGAAUUGAAUAGCAUUACGCAGAACGAAAACGUAGAUCAGGCACGGAACGCUGUCAAAACAGCUAUGAUACGCGCAGCUAAGGGUGCUAACAAGGGCACUACAGAGAAACAGCAACCUUGGUUUGAUGAUCAAUGCAGAGAAGGAUUGGAAAUGCGAAAUAGAUUAAUAUGA
Messenger RNA from Acanthoscelides obtectus, 282 nucleotides. The record is from the annotation of a GenBank genome assembly. NCBI's taxonomy places the organism in Eukaryota, Metazoa, Arthropoda, Insecta, Coleoptera, Chrysomelidae.